AUGGACGAGCUGAUUGAGUGGGUUGUAAUAUACCCUCAAAUUUUUGAUAUUUUAGAGCAUAUUAAAUAUGUUCCCACAACUCUUUUGCAGCGAAUUCGCUUACAUCGCUCUUGGUCAAAAGUAGACUACGAUUUAUGGUUUUUGUACGCGUCUGAUGAAAAACGAAAGGGCUGUAAAAUCGAUUGCUAUGGGCAAUUGUACUCAUAUGAUGAGUUCCUUGUGCUUGAAGAUCAAAGAAUUGCCAAAUUAAAUGAGCUAGCUAAAACUCGCAGUUCUAGCGAGAACUCAUACUUUUUACGACAAUUGUUAUCAAAUGCAAAAAUAAAUCAUGUUCCGCUCGUUGAAUUGGGUGGUGAGCUUUUCUUCCAGUUCAAUGAACCUCUGCCCACCACUCUUGUGCAAACAGAAAGCGUUAAAGAAAAUCUUAAUCGUGUAAGUCCUUUUCUUGUAAGAAAGCAGCCUUUGCUCCUGGCUGGCCCAGAAGGCAUGGGAAAGACAUAUUUUAUAACUCAAAUUGCUGCCUUACUUGGACAAAGGAUAGUUCGUAUCCACCUUACGGACUCUACCGAUCCUAAAAUGCUAAUAGGAACGUACACUUGCCCUCGUCCAGGUGAAUUUGAAUGGCAACCGGGUGUUUUAACCCAAGCUGUGAGACACGGAAAAUGGCUUUUGUUAAGCAAUAUAGAAAAAGCACCUGCCGAGGUUUUAAGUAUAUUGUUGCCUUUGCUAGAAAAACGACAACUUGUAGUUCCCUCCCGAGGGGAAACUAUUUAUGCAGCAAAUUCUUUCCAAGUUUUUGCAACGACUUCUUCAAACUCCACUAUAUUGGGACAAAGACUUUGGAAGACUAUUGAGAUGGUUUCUGCUCCUCAUGAAUGUAUCGAAAUUGUUUCAACAAUAUAUCCAGAGCUUUCUUCCAUUUCCCGUACCCUAUUUUCUGUUUAUAAUGAUAUUUAUGAUCUCUUUUUAAAUAGAACAUUUCUUGCAGUUUCUAGGGUAUAUCGGCGGUUAUGCCUCCGCGAUUUUUACAAAUUUAUGAAGCGCGUUGCUUUUCUGUAUAGACAUUAUCAUGUGUCUGUUGAUCAUACAACAAUCCCCCAAGAGCUUCAAGAUGCUGUUUUUAAAGAAGCUAUUGAUGUAUUCAGUGCUUUUAUACCAAAUAAACAGGGUAUAGAUAAUGUCGUGCGUAACAUUGCCAUUGACUUAAAUGUAUCACCUGAAAAAGCUGAGCAUUUUUUCGAAACCAUUCCUUCUUUCCAUGAUUCUGAGACUGCGGUCACGGUUGGCAGAUCUAAAUUGCCCAAAGUAUCUUCUAGUGGUUUCUCUAGUAGUAAUCCAUAUGCUUUUACUUCUUCCUCUUUGUCAUUGCUAGAAAAGAUAUCUGUUGCUGUUCAAACUAAUGAACCUUUACUGCUUGUUGGUGAAACAGGUACGGGUAAAACAACUACCGUACAGCUUUUGGCUAAUUUGUUGGGUCAAAGAGUCACUGUUAUCAACAUGUCCCAGCAAACAGAAUCAUCAGAUAUGCUUGGCGGUUAUAAGCCCAUAAACGUUACUACACUAGGCCUUCCUUUACAUGAAGAAUUCUUGAGUCUGUUUGAAACCACUUUUAGUGUAAAGAAAAACAUGAAAUUUUUAGCAGCAGCCUCUACUUCUGCCAGAAGAUUUAGAUGGAAAACCUGUUUAAAAAUAUGGAAUGAGGCCUUAGCGCUAUCUAAAUCGCUUUUCUCCAGGACGCGGUCUCAGGAAAACCCUGUGAAGCGUCAAAAGAGAUUGGCAAAUCAACCAGCUUUAGAAAAUCGUUGGAAAAUGUUUAGAGAAGAAGUUGAACAAUUUAGUAAAAUGCUUGAAGGUGGCUCAAAAAGUUUUAUGUUUUCUUUCGUUGAAGGUGCAUUGGUUAAAGCUAUACGUUCAGGGCAAUGGGUUUUGUUGGAUGAGAUAAAUUUAGCAUCCAUGGAAACCUUAGAACCUAUUGGGCAAUUGUUAAAUUCUUAUGAACCUGGCAUCUUACUAAGCGAUCGUGGUGAUGUUAAUCCUGUUACACCUCACCCUAAUUUCAGGUUAUUUGGUUGUAUGAAUCCUUCAACGGACGUGGGCAAACGGGAGUUAGAAACUUCGCUUAGGUCCCGUUUUACAGAAAUCUACGUUGAAUCUCCUGAUAGAAACCUUUCAGACUUAUUAUCAAUCAUAAGUAAAUAUAUAGGAACUCUUUGUAUUGGUGAUGAUUACGUUAUUCGUGAUAUUGCCGAGUUAUACCAGAUUGCCAAACGCCUUUCUGUUGAUGGUUCCCUAGUUGAUGGUGCCGGACAGAAGCCUCAUUAUACCAUUCGUACAUUGAGCAGAACACUAUGCUAUGUGGCAGAAAUUGUACCUAUUUAUGGUCUUAGACGUUCCUUAUAUGAAGGUUUUUCUAUGUCAUUCUUAACUUUGCUUGAUCAAAAUAGUGAAAACAUACUAUACAAAUUUAUUGAACGCUAUACGUUAGGAGAGAUAUCGGUUCAACAGAAGAAUGCUAUUCUUAGGCAAAUUCCAAAACGACCGGACGUCGGUGAUUAUAUCGCCUUCUGUCACUAUUGGCUCAGAAAGGGUUCAUUUCCUGUUAGAGAUCAGGAACAUUACAUUGUAACUCCCUUCGUACAAAAAAAUCUCCUAAAUAUUACUCGUGCUUGCUCGACUAGAAUGUUUCCAAUUUUAAUACAGGGUCCUACAUCUAGUGGUAAAACGAGCAUGAUCGAAUACAUAGCCGGUAAAACGGGUCAUAAAUUUGUGAGAAUUAAUAAUCACGAACAUACCGAUCUUCAAGAGUAUCUCGGCUCAUAUGUAACGGAUGACAAGGGUUCUUUGGUUUUCAGAGAAGGUAUCCUCGUCGAAGCUCUUAGAAACGGUUACUGGAUUGUACUUGACGAGCUGAACUUAGCUCCCACUGACGUUUUGGAGGCUUUGAACCGUCUUCUUGAUGAUAACCGUGAAUUGUUCAUUCCCGAAACGGAAUCGCUCGUGAAACCACAUCCUGACUUUAUGCUAUUUGCAACCCAAAACCCGCCCGGUGUUUACGCUGGUCGUAAACACUUAUCUCGCGCAUUUCGAAAUAGGUUUUUGGAAAUUCAUUUUGACGAUAUUCCUGAAAAUGAACUUGAAACUAUUUUGCAUAUGCGUUGUAAAAUAGCUCCGUCUUACGCUGCAAAAAUUGUUCAAGUAUUCCGUGAACUUUCUCUUCGUCGCCAAAGUACCAGAAUUUUUGAACAGAAAAAUUCCUUUGCUACUCUUAGAGACUUGUUCCGCUGGGCUUUUCGUGAUGCAGUAGGUUAUCAACAACUCGCUGAAAACGGAUAUAUGCUCCUGGCAGAACGAGCACGCGAUCCAAAAGAUAAAUUUGCAGUACAAGAGGUGAUUGAGAAAGUGAUGAAGAUCAAAAUUAAUACUGACAAUCUGUAUAAUUUGGACUUUAUAGACUCAAUUAGGACUGAUGCUAAAGUUGGUCCCCUUGAUAAUGUCAUAUGGACCGCGCCAAUGAUUCGGUUAUUUUCCUUAGUUUGGCACUGCCUUCAAGCUAAGGAGCCUGUUUUACUAGUUGGUGAUACCGGCUGCGGUAAAACCACUGUGUGUCAGGUUUUGGCUGAAUGUCUCUCCAAACAAUUACAUAUUGUCAACGCUCACCAAGAUACAGAGAAUGGCGAUAUUAUUGGAGCUCAAAGACCUUUGCGUAAUCGAUCUCUCAUUAACAACACACUUCAUAUUCAACUUUCUGAGAAGUUUAAUGUAGCUCAAGAGGAUUACCCUGUUGAGGACUUGAUCUCAAAAUUUGACAGCCUUUCUCAUUCAGAAAAAAAUGAUGACUUAUCUGUUGUUAUUGAAAAACACAUAAAAAAGAUUAACUCCUUAUUUGAGUGGCACGAUGGUGCCCUUGUUUCAGCAAUGAAAGGUGGAGAUUUUUUCUUGCUUGAUGAAAUUAGUCUUGCUGAUGAUUCUGUACUUGAAAGACUCAACAGUGUUCUUGAGAUUUCGAGGACAUUAACAUUAGUUGAACAUAAUGAUGCUGCUGCUGUUUUAACUGCCGAGGAUGGAUUUGCAUUUUUUGCGACCAUGAAUCCCGGAGGUGACUACGGAAAAAAGGAACUUUCUCCUGCUUUGAGAAAUCGAUUUACAGAAAUUUGGGUACCUCCAAUGACUUCGGUUGACGAUAUUCUUCAAAUCGUAGAAGGGAAAUUAAUUCCUACCAAAAAACACCUUGGUGAACCAUUAGUACAAUACGCUCACUGGCACAGUAACGUCUACCAGAGUGGCAACAUAAUAUCAAUUAGAGAUGUUUUAUCGGCCGUUGAUUUUAUAAAUUCUUCUGAGCUUAGUGACGAUAAGGCCAUAUUAUUCCAUGCUGUUUCGAUGGUAUUUAUUGACGCACUUGGUGCUAUAUCCGCGGUUGGUUUUGGCAGAAAUAGGAACUUACUUUUUGAUGAGCGUAACAAAUGUGCAUCCAAAUUGGGUGCACUUUGUGGAAGUGAUUUUACAUACUCUGUUACCGAGAAUUUAAUGAUAAGAUUUACCGAAUCUUCUUUCUAUAUUGGAGACUUCGAUAUCAAAUUGGGAUCUAACGUAAAUCCUGACUCCACUUAUAACCUCAGGACACACACUACCAAAGUUAACGCUGCUAAGGUGGUUCGUGCUCUGCAAGUUCGAAAGCCAAUCCUUUUAGAAGGCAGCCCCGGUGUCGGCAAGACAAGUCUGAUAUCGGCUUUGGCCCGAGAGUGUGGUUAUCCAUUGGUUCGAAUUAAUCUCUCUGACCAAACUGAUUUAAUGGAUCUUUUCGGCUCUGAUGCACCUGUUAGUGGAGGUGAAGGUGGCCAGUUUGCUUGGCGUGAUGCUCCGUUCUUAUCUGCAAUGCGUCAUGGACAUUGGGUUCUUCUUGAUGAAUUGAAUUUAGCUUCUCAAACAGUAUUGGAAGGCUUAAAUGCUUGUCUCGAUCAUCGUGGUGAAGCUUAUAUACCAGAACUGGACAGAGUAUUCAAAGCGCAUCCAACUUUUAGAGUGUUUGCGGCACAGAAUCCACAAAACCAAGGUGGUGGCAGAAAAGGACUUCCUAAAUCUUUUGUUAACCGAUUUACUGUAGUCUAUGUCGAGCCUUUGCUGCAAAGCGAUAUGCUUGAAAUAGCUAGCCAAAACUAUCGCCAAGUUGAUGAAAACAUGCGAUUGCAUAUCAUCGAGUUCAUGUUCAAGCUUCAAGAGUAUGUUGAGAUUGAUGCUUCGUUUGGAGUUAGUGGUAGCCCAUGGGAGUUCAACUUACGUGACGCCAUGCGUUGGUUACAGCUCUUAUCUGAAGCCGAAAAAUAUACAUGUGUUUCUCCAGCUGAGUAUUUGGAGGUUGUGGUAUUGCAUCGAAUGCGAACAAAUAAUGAUCGCCAACGCGUGAUCAGGCUAUUUGAAGAAGUGUUCGGUGUAAAAUAUGAACCACGCAUAAUUAGUUCUGAGCUAGAUUCAAAUGUCCUGAAAGUUGGCCAUUCAUUUCUGGAGAGAAGUUCACUCACUCAAGACACAGCUUUAGACGACACUAAGCUGUUGCAAUCUCAAUACGAUGUGGUCGAGUCUAUGAUUACUUGCAUAAACAAAAAUUGGCCUUGUAUUUUGGUAGGUCCUUCGGCUUCUGGUAAGACGUGCACUAUUCGACUCCUUGCAGCUGUCUGUGGCGUAGAUUUGAAGGAAAUGGCAAUUAAUUCGGAAAUUGACACCAUGGAUUUAUUAGGUGAAUAUGAACAGGUUGAUAUUUCUAGAAAGAUUUCUGCCUUCUUGUUGGACUUGUCCCAUAAUGUUCUAAAUCUUCUUAUAGAGCACAGAGACCUUGAGGAAAUACUUAAAGGGACAUCACUUUUGAGAGUUUUACAAACCAGCUUUGUUACACUUGAUGAAGGCCUCCAUACUUUGGAGUGGGUAAUAGCCGAAAUUCGAUCUAUUCGACAUCAUACCGCCAUCUUUAAACACUUGCGACCAUACUUCACUCUGGCAGGCAAGCUAAUUAAAGAAGCGUCUGUGCCCGCAACAGGAAAAUUUGAAUGGAUAGAUGGCUAUUUAUUAAGAGCAGUCGAGAAUGGUCACUGGUUGGUUCUCGAUAACGCCAAUCUUUGCAGUCCCGCUGUGCUUGAUCGUCUUAAUUCUUUAUUAGAAUACGGCGGUACUCUGACUGUUAACGAAAGACCCACGGAAUCCGGAAUGCCAAAGGUCAUAAAGCCUCAUCCUAAUUUCCGACUCUUUUUAACAGUGAACCCUUUUUAUGGAGAGCUUUCAAGAUCGAUGAGGAAUCGGGGUGUUGAAAUUUAUAUGUUGAACAAUGGUCUAACGUCUUUGGAUCAUCGUCAACUUUCAGUGCUAUUACCUUCCCCCAUUUGCUCUGCCGUAGACGCGGGAUCAUCUAGCUUUUCUUUUGUCAUUGACAUUCAUAGACGUCUAAAUGAGUUUCCAACAACACUCGUAUCACCAUACGUAAUAGCCGCUGUUGUCUUUAGCUAUUUCUCGAAUGAUCAGUUGGAUUGUCUAAAAAAACUUUCUGAUGAUAAUAAGAAAACGCUCUCAAUUGAGAAGUCACCUUAUAUACACGCGUUGGAACAAGCUGAUUUUUCGAAUUGUCAAACUCCUAAUGAGGUACUUACCUAUAUCAAAGCUUAUGAUUAUCCGUUGUUAUCAGCAUCAAUGAGCCUUGUUUCUAUUAUGAACGAUUUCACAAAUAUCGCAUCCUCAAAUUGCGGGUCUGAAGUAUUUUGGAAGGCUUAUUUGUUGAACAUUCUUUACGCUGCUCAAUUCGACUUAAAGCAUCUUAAUCAAGAAGUUUAUUCUUCCGUACAAUCUGGCUCUAUAAAUACUUACGUUCUUAAAAGCGCAUACGCAUUCUUACAUGGUGUCUCUUAUUAUAAAGGUGCUUUAUCUUCAGUUUGGAAGCUUUUGAAUGACCUAAGUGUUUACAUUUACAAUUCAAUUGAUAAAUUACGUAAAGACAGUUCGUUAGCAAGUGUUGACGAUCUUCAAAAUUUUCUUAACUUAAUUGCACUGUGGAAGAGCAUGUAUGAAUGGACUGGUACUUUUGAGUUCGAUUUCAGUAGGUUCCAUUGCUAUUCAUUAAUGCUUAAGGAAUGGUCAUCUAAGUUUGUCUCUGAUCAUAACUCAGAAUAUUUAGAUGCCCCACAUAAUCUCAUUAAUAAAUUUACUGAGGCGUUGCAGUUAUCUACUGGUGAACAUAUGCAAAAUAUUUGGUCCGAGUACCAUCCGCUAGUACCCAAAACGAAGGAGCACUGGUCGUUAUGGUCAAAAAUUGACAUUCUGUUAAAGGAAUAUUUGCGUGCAAAUACUCCUUCUUUGGGCAUGGAAGCUACAGCUUCUCAUGUUGUUACUACGACUUUAUCAUUGCUUAUGAAAGUGACUCAACAACAUGAAUCUCAGGAUUUGCAGUCAUAUAUGCAAAUUUUGGAAGAAGGUGUAGUAGCACUUAAAAACUCUAAACAGGAUCAGCUUCCUGAAGCAUUUUAUUCAACAUUCAGUUGUUUGGCGGCCUCGGAUCUAUUAACAAUAUACACAGCCGAUCUCAAUAAUUUCAGCGUUUCAUCUGAAGCAUUUACAAAUUAUGUGCGCGCUGCUCUGUAUACGAGAGGCUCAAUAAGUCCACUAUCCGUCCUCACCAGUCUCAAUUUUAAUGCAUCUCAAAUUCCUUUUGCAAUUCUUUUUGAUUAUGAUUUCUUUUCUUUAGUUAACGGAAAAACGUUCGAUUUAAUCACACGUGCCUUUGCUUCAAUUGAUGAACAACUGAAUAUGGCUUCUGUUAAAAGAUACGAAGAUAUGCACCACACCCUAAUGAGGCAUAUAACUGAACGUUCUAAGCACUUUACUGAAAAUCCUUUAGAAAGAGCUAGUAUCUUGCUGUUACAACGGAUUCCGCUGCUCAUAAUUCCUGAAAUCAAAGGUGAUAGACUCUCUGCAGAUGAGGAGAAAAUAAUAAGACCGUUGACAUUACCAUACGGAGAGUUGAAAGAGCAAUCCGUUUUAAUUGUGGAUGAUAUUGUGUCCUACUUGGAAAGUAGUGCACGUUUCAAAACAUCAUACAAAAAGCAUAUUUUGAAUGCAUUAGGUUAUUUGCGGCAGUCGUUGUCGACCGCUAAUCAUGAGAAUGCCUGUAAGAAUCAGGCUGCUGCUUACAUCCAUUUUGCGUAUGGUUUGUUGCUUGCCUAUGUUCCUGAUAAGCCUUAUGAUCCAGCCCUUCUACCUUUAUUAUCUUCUGCAAAUGGCAAGGGGGUCUUAAAUUCGCUUUCUGGAGAGCUAGAAGUUGUAAAGAUGAUGGAAGAUAAUAAGUCUGGCAAGGAAGAAAACCUACUCACCAAGUCAAUUUCUUUGCGCAUGGAGGAAAUAAAUAAGUCUAUUCCGACUAGUACUGGUGUUUUCCGUUCUCUUGAAAGUAAUAGUACCUCUUUGUUUGAUGAAUUGCGAUUUUUGAUGGAUAACGUUGUGAAUAACUCAUACGCUCUCGAUUUGUCAUUAAAACUUAUGCAAAACCCAGACAACUCGACGUUAGAGGAAGCUAAAAUAUUCAAAUAUAAAUGGACUGCUUUCGUUGGAAGAUUGCGUGAAGCAUAUUCUCAAUAUACUGAUAUAUUCGAGAUAGUUAUUUCUUUGAUUAGUUACAUCAUUUACGGUAUUGAUAUGCUCGUCGCACAAGCUAGAAGGUUGCUGGACAAUCGGGUCAGUGCAUCCGCUUCUUUGAUGUCUCACUUAGUUAGUCCUAAGAAAUUAUCAAAGCCGCUUUUGUUCGAAGAUGUGCAGGAUAUUAUACGGUUAACUUCUGACUUACAAUUAAAUGCAGCAUUGAAAUUUGAGGUUUUAUUGUUCGCAACGGCGAAACUAUGUAAGGAGAAGAAUGACCUUCCUCAAUCUUCGGCAGCCAAGUCAUUCACUGUUUUGGCAAGCGAGUUUUUCGCAUAUCAUACGAAAAUUGUUCAGAAAGAGCAAGAAGAGGAAGAAGAAAAACACAGACUUUUCCGCCAGAGAGGCCUGAACCUUGAGAAUAACGAAUACAUGCAGGUAUUUAUAAAUUAUGAUGAAGAAGUUGAAGAACAACCAGAAGAGAAACUAGAAAGAACUAGAUUUUCUCAGCUUCAAUAUGCAUUUUGGACUCUUUAUAAAAGCUUUUUUAUUGGGACUGAAGAGACAUGCUCUACCGAGCAGCUUCUAGACAUUGGUUCUUAUUUAAUUAGAAGGUUAGGACUUUCAGAUUUUGAAAAAUCGAUUUCCGCGGACUUCGAUAUAGUGGCUGCCGUUCUCUGUUUAGGUGUCAAAUCUUCCAAGGAUGCAGCUAACUAUUGGUCACCUCCUGUCUACAACUUUUACUCUGAUCCGCUCCCUUUUAAAUUGAUUGAAGUGCGAGAAAUACUGGUAGGGUUACAGUCACAUACCAAUUCGUUAUUGAAAUCAUGGCCUGAUAAUUUUGUUUUGAGAGGUCUGAAAGAGGCUACCGAUUUAACACUAGGUAUGUCAGUUUUUACCCCCAUAGCACAAAUGUUGGCCAAAAUUGAGCGGCUGCAUCAUUUAUUGUCAGAAUGGGAGAAGCUUGCCAGUCGACAGUUUUCUUUAGUAAGUGACAUGGAUUUAAUUAAAAGUAAAAUUAUUGAGUGGAGACAAUUUGAGCUAUCGAAUUGGAAGAACUUAUUAUUAUGGGAAGAAUAUAAACUCGUGGAGAAAACGUAUCCUCGAUUAUAUACCAUUUUGGAUUUUGUGAUAUUGCAGCCUCAUUUUCGAAAGUGUACCUUGGACAAGCUAUCUUUGAACGAAAUCGCCUCCGUCAUUCUGCAAUUUUUUAACGGCUUGAGUGUUGGAGAAUAUCGUCCCUGUCUCAGUAAUUUGCUUACUUUCGUAAAACAUUUGGAAGUCCUGAACGAAUGGGAGGGGUUAUGUGCUACACUUCAGCAAAUCUAUUCUUACCUAAAGUUAUUUGAAAACAAUAUAACACACUUUAUAGAUGUGCAGCGUGAGGAUUUAGAGAAGAAAAUCAAGGAAAGAAUAUUACUUAUGAGCUGGAAAGACACCAAUGUCUAUGCUCUUAAAGAGAAUGCCAGAAAGAGUCACAUGGAGCUGUAUAAGACCUUACAUAAAUAUAGAGAGGUUCUGCGCCAACCCGUGACUCCUCAUAUGUCCCAAAAACUCCAUUGGGAAAUGUUGCUUAAACCAAUAAACUUACACACAGAAACUUUGAAGGAAGAGGUGACAGUCGAUUAUUCUGGUUUGGCUCUUGAUAAUGCCGUCUAUGCGAACUUGCCUGCCAGAUUUUACAACACGGAAUCAACUGUACAAGUGAUGAAAUCACUCUUGAAGUUUUCAUAUCCUGCUAAUACUUCGUUUACACAAGCAGUUGACGAAAUAGUGAAUAGUGCCCAUGAAUUGUUUAAGCUUACGCCAUCUUCAGCUAAUGAUGAGAAUAUUUCAGAAAUUAAAUAUUUGAAGACCCGAAAACAUCUGCUUAUGGUAAAUACUUAUAAGACCCUGCAUGGCUUUGGCUUUCAAUACAGGGUUAGGGCGGGUGUAGAAGAAACAAUGAAAUCCCUCCAAAAUUUGUUUUCGAGUAUACCUGCUUUCCCAAAGUCUUUUGAUUUGAUUGAUGAUCUAAACACAUCACUCUCAACAGUUCUCGACUUGAUCCCCAAAGUACAUCGUCUACCUGGUAAUCAGCAUGAUGACCUUACCACGCCAGAAGUGACAAGGGCUAUCGGACUUUUUGAUAGUGCUCUAAGUUGGUUACUUGAAGAACGUUUGAGUCUAGUUAAUUUUGCUAAAUCUCUGGAACGUAUCAAGUCUGCGUACCAAGGUAUCGGAAUAGACGAGUCUUUGAAGCUUAAUUUUACCACCUCAAUGUUCAAACAAGCCGAUAAUUUUAAUUAUAAGGACUUCAAAAAUUAUUUAACGGAAUUAUCGACAUUGUGUUCAAUUUAUUCAGUGGUUCUAUCUAAACAUCAUCAAAUAAUAUCCAACGGUGGUUACGCAUCUGUAUCAACUCGUUUGUCAGAAUACAGUUCGCAGUUCGCAAGAGAUAUGAUUGCCCAUUCAAAUCCUCUCUUCAUGUCCGACCAACAACUUGGUUGUUUGGAGUCCACAAAGGCAACGGUAAAUGAAUUAGUUUGCUACAGUGAAGAUCAUGCCUCGUCUAUGCCUGAAGCUUUGUAUUGGUCAAAGUCCAUAGUAUCUUCUGUAAAACCCGAGUCUGCGUUUCUGGACAAGAAGAUUAGCGAUUUGGAUAUGCGUUAUCCGGCCUUUGAAAAAUUGACUGCUUUAUUUGAUCAAAUACUGUCAUCAGCAGAGGAGGUUUCUAAAUGUGUCAAAUCCUUAGAAAGCGAAAACACUGACAGUACUCUGUAUGACGAAAGUGUUUUAAUCAAUAAGCUUCUAGCUGCAUUUAAGCUUGACUUGUUUGUAUCCAAGUUGUCCGACCUCAAGAAGUUCUUUGAAAACAAAGACUUAGAUUCGGAUAGUAUGCGUCUUUUUAUGCACUUUCUUCCUGUAUGUGAACAGUACAUUUUUUCAGCCGAAAAAGCUUUUACAUACAUUUUGGUAAAGCAUGUGAAGGAAUCACGAAGUUUGCAUAAGAUUGCUUCAUUAUUUUUGAUGGUUGCUUCCAACGGUUUCUGUACUCCUGACAUUCCUCAAGACGACGAAAAUGCUCGGGAAGGCGGUGAUUUGGAAUCCGGCACUGGCCUUGGCUCUGGUUCUGGUGCAAAAGAUAUUUCCGAUACCGUGAACGAAGAUGACGAUCUCGAAGAACUUGCAAAUGAAGAGGACACUAAUGAACAGGACGAACUGGAGGAAAAUUCUGAGGCUCGUGAACUAGAUACAGAAAUGAGUGGUGCUACUAAAGACGCACCUGCUUCCGACGUCGAAAGUAAUUCAGAUGAUGAAGAAAAAGAACUUGAUGAGGAGAUAAAUAAAGACAACGAGGGGCUAUCUGAAGACCUAAAUGAGAAGAUGUGGGAUGAGCCCAAUGAAGAAGACUUGGGUGGAAAUGAAGAGAAGUCUAAUGAACAAUCUGUUCAAAAUAACACUAGCGACCUUGUUUCCAAAGAAGAGGAGAAUGGUGAUUCCAAUGAGCUGGAAACCCCCGAAAAUAAUAACAAAGAAGAGGAAAGUGACAGUGAUGCUCCUGGUAUCGAGGAUGAAGUUCAGCAAGAAGCCCCGGAAGACGCUCCGCAACAGCCGGAAAACAAUGAAAUCCUUGAGCUUCCAGAUGACCUGAAGCUCGAUGAAGGAAAAGAGGAAGAAGGCGGUGGUGACGAAGAUAUGCCGGAAGAUGUUGAAGAUACUAAGGAAGAAGUUGAAAAAGAAAACGAAAAAGAGCAGGCUGAAGAGUUUGAAGAAUAUGACGCACAAGACAAUAUAGAGGAAGAUAUAAAAGAAGAGGAAGGUUUUGCUUCUCAGGAUGAGGCUGUGAACGAGGAAGAUCAGGCGAAUGAAGUAGGUGAAGCAGAGGAUGAAGGAGAAGCAGAAAAUGAAGGAUCUCCUGAGGACGAUAAAGAACAACAAGAGAAUGCGCUUGAUGAAGAAGUUCCAGAAGAAAAUUACAAUGAGGAUGCUGCAGACGAGCCCAAAGAUAGCACGAGUGGACAGGAUGAUGCUUCUAAGUCAGCAUCAGCUCAAAUGGACUCUGGAGAUACAGUCGAUGCUGCCGAUGAGGAUGUUACUGACGGCGAUGCUGAAGGCGCUGCUGAAAGUGGCGAGCAAGGGGCAGGUGCUACUGCUGGAGAACAAAAUGAUGCUGAAGCAACAACCGAUCAAGAGAAUAAAGCAUCAGAGGAAGCAGAAUCUGCAGACAGACAAUAUCAAAGUCUUGGUGAUCAGUUACGCGAAUGGCAACGAGCUCGUCAAAUUCAAGAGCGUCAAACAGAAAACACUGAGAAAGAAGCUGAUAGCCAGCAAAAGAAUAUUGACGAUGCUACCGAGUUUGCUCACAUAGCUGAGGAAGAAGAAGAAGAUACUCAAGCUUUAGGCAACGCUGAUAAAGAGCAAGUUAAAAGCCUCAAUGUUAAUGAAGACCAAGAAGAAGAUGUGAACGCUCCUGAACCUAUGGACAUGGAUGCUCAGCUAGACGUGAAUGAUAGUCAACCAAAGGAAGAUCAAGAAACAAGUUUGGAGUCAAAACAAGUUUCCGAAAGUACAGAUAAGUCAAGAGUUGACUAUUUAAAAACCGGAAAUGUAAUUCAUCAACCUAGUUUUGAUCAAGACUUAGAGGAGUACGACGAUAUUGAAGGUGCCAUGGAGAAUGAAGGUGUUAUUACAACCACCAAAGCCCCUGCUUCCAUCUCAAUAGAUGAGGCUCGCGUGAGUUGGCAGCAGCAUGAGGAAUCAACCAGGCAGCUUUCAAUCGAGCUCUGUGAACAACUUCGUCUAAUCUUGGAACCCACUCUAGCAACCAAGAUGCAAGGUGAUUUCCGCACGGGUAAGCGUCUGAACAUGAAACGGAUUAUUCCAUACAUCGCAUCUCAAUUUAAGAAAGACAAAAUCUGGAUGCGCCGCGUAAAACCUAGUAAGCGAACGUAUCAAGUUAUGAUUGCAAUUGACGAUUCUAAAUCGAUGAGUGAAUCUAAUAGUACAAAGCUUGCUUUGGAAACUUUAGCCUUAGUGACGAAAUCCUUAUCUUUGCUUGAAGUUGGUCAAAUUGCAGUGAUGAAAUUUGGCGAUGAGCCUGAAUUACUCCAUCCUUUUGACAAACCUUUCUCCUCUGAAGUUGGUGCAGACAUAUUCUCACACUUUUCUUUUGAGCAAUCCGGAACAAAUGUUUUAUCUCUUACGGAUGCCUCUAUGCGUCUGUUCAAUUAUGCUGGUACUAACCUGCAAGUGAGCAAUAAGACUGAUCUGAGACAGCUUGAAAUUAUCAUUUCCGAUGGUAUUUGUGAAGACCAUGAUACUAUUCGUAGAAUUCUUCGACGUGCUCAAGAAGAAAAAGUAAUGAUUGUUUUUGUUAUUCUUGACAAUGUUAACGAUAUGAAAAAAUCGUCUGUGCUGGAUAUCAACAAAGUACACUACAUUACAAAAGAAGAUGGAACUAUGGAAUUGAACAUUCAACCAUAUAUUGAUGAGUUUGCUUUUGAAUACUACUUGGUAGUAAGGAACAUAGAAGAACUUCCUCAGUUGUUAUCUUCUGCCUUACGACAGUGGUUUCAACAAAUGUCUAGUACUUAG
Schizosaccharomyces osmophilus is the source of this 14187-nucleotide messenger RNA. RefSeq names its product midasin, Mdn1 (gene mdn1). NCBI's taxonomy places the organism in Eukaryota, Fungi, Ascomycota, Schizosaccharomycetes, Schizosaccharomycetales, Schizosaccharomycetaceae. The record is from RefSeq and is a predicted model, not a curated record. Gene Ontology annotation, molecular function: ATP binding; ATP hydrolysis activity. Gene Ontology annotation, cellular component: preribosome, large subunit precursor; nucleus. The coding region runs from base 1 to 14187 and encodes 4728 amino acids. Gene Ontology annotation, biological process: ribosomal large subunit assembly; rRNA processing. The transcript has a single exon.